Messenger RNA from Sesamum indicum (sesame), 1702 nucleotides. Its product is annotated as cytochrome P450 81Q32-like. Gene Ontology annotation, molecular function: iron ion binding; monooxygenase activity; oxidoreductase activity, acting on paired donors, with incorporation or reduction of molecular oxygen. NCBI's taxonomy places the organism in Eukaryota, Viridiplantae, Streptophyta, Magnoliopsida, Lamiales, Pedaliaceae. The record is from RefSeq and is a predicted model, not a curated record.
AUCAGAUAAUAAGUCACAAAUCCAGAUACAGGCGCAAUUCACAAAUCAAACAUGGAAAUAAGCUGGCUAUACGCUCUCCUCUCACUCUUCCUUCUCUCCCUAGUGUUGAACUUUUCAUCAAAACCAAAAAGAAACCUCCCACCAAGUCCAAUGCCAGCACUUCCUGUAUUAGGCCACCUCCACUUCCUCAAAUUCCCACUUCAUCGCACCAUUCACAAGCUCUCUCAACAAUUAGGACCUAUCUUUUCACUUCGUUUCGGCAACCGCCUCGUUGUGGCUGUCUCCUCCCCAGCCAUCGUGGAGGAGUGCUUCACCAAGAAAGACAUCGUGCUAGCCAACCGGCCCCGGUUAGUCAUAGGCGAAUACGUCGGCUACAACAACACAAUCCUGGUUGGUUCCAACUAUGGUGAGCAUUGGCGCAACCUUCGCCGCCUGACCACUGUUGAAGUAUUCUCCACAGCUCGCCUCAAUGUGUUUCAGUCCAUCAGACAAGACGAAAACAAACUUUUGUUGAAACAGCUCUAUGGAAAGUCAUGCCAAGACUUUGCCAGAGUUGAACUCAGGUCUAUGUUGUCUGAGCUAACAUUCAAUGUUAUCAUGAGAAUGGUAGCUGGGAAGCGGUAUUUCGGUGAGGACGAGGAAAAUGACGAAGCGAAGCAAUUUAGAGAGAUCAUAGAAAAGGUUCUCAUACUAGCUGGUGUGUCGAAUCCCGGAGAUUUCUUCCCAGUGUUCAGAUGGAUUGACUAUAAAGGUUAUGAGAAGACUUGGACGAGACUUACUGGAAAAAUGGAUACUUUCUUGCAAGGUUUGAUUGAUGAACACAAAAGAGAUAAGAGUAGGAAUACAAUGAUAGAUCAUUUGCUCUCUUUGCAAGAAUCAGAGCCUGAGUACUACAGAGAUGUCAUCAUCAAAGGGAUUAUAAUGAAUAUGCUACUUGCCGGGGUAGACACAUCAGGAGUGACCAUAGAAUGGGCAAUGUCUGCUUUGCUAAAUCACCCCGAAAAAUUGGAUAAGGUCAGGGUUGAGAUAGACAAUCUUAUUGGCAGCAAUCGUGUCGUUAAUGAAUCAGACUUGUCCAAGCUUCCAUAUCUCCAAAAUGUUAUUUUGGAGACGUUUCGUCUAUUUCCUCCAGUACCAUUACUAGUACCACAUGAGGCAUCGGCUGAUUGCACGCUCGGUGGAUAUGACAUACCGCGGGACACAAUGAUACUAGUAAACGCUUGGGCCAUUCAUCGAGACCCCUUACUCUGGGAUGAUGCCACAAGUUUCAAACCCGAGCGUUUUGAAGGAGCAAGAGAAGUUGGACCCACGAAGUUGUUGCCGUUCGGGAUGGGAAGAAGGUCAUGCCCGGGCAACGGCCUAGCCAAUCGGGUUGUCGGCUUAGCCAUAGCGUCUCUAAUACAAUGUUUUGAGUGGCAAAGAGUUGAUGAUUCCUUGGUAGAUUUAACAGAAGGAGAAGGGCUUUCCAUGCCUAAACUCACACCAUUGGAGGCCAGGUGCAGGGCACGUGAUGUGCUUCAUAAAGUUCUAGCUGAGCCAUCCCAAAAUUAACCUUAUCUUGUGAUACUUUUACAUAUUAUUAUGUAUGCGUUUUCAAUCUUGCUUUGAAUACCAUUUAGGGUAAUGUAAUUUACCUCCCUCUCAUAUUGAAAAUGAGAAAAUUACUCCUUAUAGAAAAAUAAUAACAAUUUAUUUUUCUGUA